Hypoxylon fragiforme is the source of this 1345-nucleotide messenger RNA. RefSeq lists its product as uncharacterized. Lineage: Eukaryota; Fungi; Ascomycota; Sordariomycetes; Xylariales; Hypoxylaceae. The coding region runs from base 210 to 1229 and encodes 339 amino acids. The record is from RefSeq and is a predicted model, not a curated record. The transcript has a single exon.
CCGUACUCCAAUUUUCCAAUGGAUGUCAUCUGGCAUCAUCUCAGCAGGGGUAGCUUCAGCCACAUCGCUUUUCACCCCGAAAUUUUUACUAUUGAACUUCAAUCUUCAUCCCCCUUUUUUGCAUAGUAUCCUUAGCUACCUAAGGUAGUAUUUACAUUAUUUCCCGCUUUCCCAAAACUACAUAUAUACCUACACACAUCACCAUCAUCAUGGCCCGUCACAGAGUUACAGGGAAAUCCGGUCCCGCCAAGAAGGCCAAAGACGGUAGUCCGCCGGUUCCGUUCAAACGGCCGCCCGAGGUUCUGCAACCACUGGUCGAGACACUGGACGAGAAGCACGUGUACAUCACGCACAUCGACAGCCACCCGCGUGGCUUCAAGAGCAAGAUAUUUGCCGUGCCAGUGCUCAUGAACCUUGGCAUUGUCGCCUUGUUCGUCUACCGCAUCUAUCGCAUCUUCCCGUACUAUUUACUCAUCUUCGCCUCUGUGCUCGGCUACCCCAACGAGACCACCAUGGUCGUUGAUGAAAUGGAAUGGUCCGAGAUUGUCCCAGAGGUCGCCACGCGCGCUUUCUCUUUCAUGCUGGACUUCGUGCUGGUAGCCUUCGUUUGGCCUUGGCCGCUUGAGUUUGUUUUGGGUCAUGGAUACGGCAACCCCGUCUCCUGGCGCCUCAACGUUGGUUUUCGCGAUCGUGAGAUCGUAGUAAGGCGCAGCAGAAAAUGGGAUGAAAAGAAGGGCGAUGUGGUAAAUGACGCGAGUGCCAAGACCAUGUUUUUGUCGCGCAUCGGCACCGCAACAGCACCGAUGCAGAUUAACGAGAAGACGGGCUACAUGCUUAUGAAUGCGGACUGGGAUUUGGACUGGGCAGCUAUGGUUGAUGCUACUACGAUGAUAGACAAGAAAAUGGCGGCGAUCGAGGCUUUCAAGACAGUGGUCCUACUAUUCCACGAAGAGUUUGGGUGGCUCUGCGUGGACAUGAAGGUUGAUAAUAACAUUGAAGAAGAUGACAAGAGACGGCACGUGUUCGCUUUUAGAGAUGCCCUGGCUGCUGUAGGCAAGGAGGACCUGUUCUAUCGCUGGAUCGAGAUCGUCCAAUUCGAAUCAUCACAGCCAGGGGGAUUCACCUCCGAGAAACAGGAGAAAGUUGCGGACCAAAUCAGGGAAAUGUUUAGCAAACAAGGCAUCAACUUUGAUGACCUUUGGAAGGAGAGCACCGGGCAGGGUGCAUAAAUGUAUCGUAUCAUAAGGGUAAUGUGAUAGAAUAAUUCGGAUUAGACAUGCGGAUUUAUACGUACUGUGAUCUUACUGUAAAUGUAACAAAGUUUGUUGGGUAUUAGCAGCGUGAG